Molecule: messenger RNA, 936 nt
Organism: Diuraphis noxia (Russian wheat aphid)
Lineage: Eukaryota; Metazoa; Arthropoda; Insecta; Hemiptera; Aphididae
Source: RefSeq, a predicted model, not a curated record
GUUCWGUAGUAUUUGCAAUAAUCUUACUAGUAUUUAUUUUGAAAUUGGCUUAUACUUUUCGCACGCUCUUGUUUCGCACCUGAGCAUGUCUCUAGCUUCUUCUAUCAUCACUGCUCCUCAUAUUAACAACUAGUGGUUGCAGUUACAGGCGACGAUAUGGCCACAAUCACAGCCACUCAGCGAGUGGUAAAUAACCAUUUGACCAACUUCAAUUAUCAUCAUUUGUCAAGUGUCAUUAAAUACUUGAAUAAUCAGCAACCAACACCCCAACAACCGCAACAGCCAAAAACAUGGACAACAACCAAUGCAUUGUCAAUAUCACAAAGAUAUUUUGAGAAAAUUGCUCCAGCGUCUGUUGGUAUUCCAGCAUUGAUGAAUCAAAAUUUUUAUGAUAUGCAGGAUUCUGGUUCAGAUGCAUCUGGUCACGACGGCUAUGGAAGACACAGGAGACAUAAUAGGGACAAGGAACCUAUAUUUCAAUGUCCUGACUGUGAUAAAAGGUAUCGCUCUAAAACUAGCUUAAGUCUACACAAACGUCUUGAAUGUGGAAAAGAACCAGCUUUCCAGUGCCCAUACUGCCCGCUCAAAACACAUCAGAAAGGUAACCUGCAAGUACAUAUAAAAAAGAAACACAACGAUCAUGGAGAACUUAAUAGGACUUAUUGAAUUAUAAGAGUAAAACAACAUUGGUCUUAUAAACAUUUAGAGAGAUUAUAGUGCCAUCCUCCCAGUCUUAACUUUUUUUACAUUUCCAAGGGACAUAAACAAUUGAAAUAUUCAAAUUUUUUCGAAUACAAAAAUCAAAAUUUCAUAAAAUAAAUUCAAUAGUUUGGAUCUAAAACUCAUCUUUGAAUUACAAUAUUCUUAAACUAAUAUUUUAUUUAUUUUUUGCAUUGUUAUUUUAUUUUAGGUUAAUUUGUGAAUUAUUUAAUAAUA